AUGAAUGAUAGUUUUGAGGCAAAUAAAAGAAAAGAAUACUUUACCAAAGCAUGUGAAAAAAUAUUUGAAGUUGUUCAUUUUUAUGAAGAACAAUAUAUCUGUAAAGAGCAAAUGCUUGCUGAAUAUUUUGCAUGGAAUGGUGAUAAUUUAAGUCCUCUAUAUGCACAUUAUGACAACUGCUUAUAUGUACAAGCUGAACUAGUACAUGAAAUUGAUGUAAAAACUGAUGCUAUCAAAAUGGUAGAGGUGGUUGAAGAAAUAAUAAAUAAGCUGCAUGAAAGUGAAAAAUUAAUUUCACCAAAAGAUAUCAUACAGAUUUAUUGUCAACUUAAGUGUGAUAAUGAAGAGCUUAUCUCAUUGAAUAUUUAUUAUAAAACACAAAAAAAAAUUGUCUGUACAAAAGCAGACGCUUAG
Molecule: messenger RNA, 414 nt
Organism: Rhizophagus irregularis DAOM 181602=DAOM 197198
Lineage: Eukaryota; Fungi; Glomeromycota; Glomeromycetes; Glomerales; Glomeraceae
Source: RefSeq, a predicted model, not a curated record